Molecule: messenger RNA, 1197 nt
Organism: Trichosporon asahii var. asahii CBS 2479
Lineage: Eukaryota; Fungi; Basidiomycota; Tremellomycetes; Trichosporonales; Trichosporonaceae
Product: chorismate synthase
Exons: 1
Coding region: 1-1197 (398 amino acids)
Biological process (GO): aromatic amino acid biosynthetic process; chorismate biosynthetic process
Cellular component (GO): cytosol
Molecular function (GO): chorismate synthase activity; FMN binding
Source: RefSeq, a predicted model, not a curated record
AUGUCCUCCUUCGGCACCAACUACCGCGUCCACACGUACGGCGAGUCGCACUGCAAGUCGGUCGGCGCCAUCAUCGACGGCGUCCCGCCCGGACUCAAGCUCACGAACGAGGACAUCCAGGUCCAGCUCUCGCGUAGGCGCCCCGGCCAGAGCGACAUCACGACGCCGCGCUCCGAGUUCGACACUGUUCAGAUCCAGUCCGGUACCGAGCACGGUGUCACCCUCGGCACACCGAUUGGUCUCCUCGUCCAGAACAAGGACCAGCGCCCGCAUGAUUACACCGAGACCGACCUCUACCCCCGCCCGUCGCACGCCGACUACACGUACCUCGCCAAGUACGGAGUUAAGGCUAGCUCUGGAGGCGGCCGCGCCAGCGCGCGUGAGACGAUUGGCCGUGUUGCUGCCGGCGCCAUCGCCGAGAAGUACCUGAAGGAGGCUCUCGGUGUUGACAUUGUCGCCUACGUCAGCAGCGUCGGCAACGUCUCGCUUCCCUUCGCCCAGAACGACGACGAGGUCAUCGGCAAGGAGUACCUCGAGCUCCUCAGCACUGUCACCCGCGAGCAGGUCGACAAGGAGAUCACCCGCUGCCCGCACAAGGAGACGAGCGAGAAGAUGGAGGCCAAGAUCCGUGAGGCCAAGGGCCGCAACGACUCGCUCGGCGGAACGAUCACCUGUGUCAUCCGCAACCCGCCCCUCGGCCUCGGAGAGCCCUGCUUCGACAAGCUCGAGGCCGUCCUCGCCCACGCCAUGCUCAGCAUUCCCUCCACCAAGGGCUUCGAGAUCGGUUCCGGCUUCCGCGGCGCCGAGUACCCCGGCUCAGUCCACAACGACCCCUUCGAGGCGCACCCCGACGGCGGAAACCGUCUCCGCACCACCACCAACUGGUCCGGCGGUAUCCAGGGCGGUAUCUCGAACGGCGAGGACAUCUACUUCCGCGUCGCCUUCAAGCCCCCUGCCACCAUCUCCCAGGAGCAGAGCACCGCCCAGUACGACGGCACCUCGGGUACCCUCGCCACCCGCGGAAGGCACGACCCCUGUGUCCUCCCCCGUGCCAUUCCCAUUGUCGAGACCAUGGCUGCGAUCGUCAUCAUGGACAUGGUUCUCCAGCAGAACGCCCGCAAGGCCGCCUCUUCCCUCCUCCCUCCGGUCGACUCUCUUCCCCCGACGAUGGUCUUUCCCGGGCAGCGCAAGGCCUAA